AAACCGGCCAGUGCCCCAUGUGGGCCUGAGUCUUGGGCAGGCAGUGGGCGUGGGAUAGCAGCUUCCUGAAUGCCCCCACCUCCCACCCCAUGGCCCUGCCCAGAACUGAUGGCCUUCAUUAGUCCAUGGCACUUAUCUUGGAACCACAGCCACUGACAGAACAGUCCCUGCCCUUCUCUGCCUGCCCGGCUCCCAGCAGUGCCAUGGGGAACUGCAUGCACGGGGGUGUCCACCUGGUGCCUGAGGAGAACCCUACUACGUUCGUGUUUGAAGGGGAUAUUUUUGAUGAGUUUAAUGAUUCCUAUGAACUGGAAUAUAACAACACCGACCUGGAAGCAGCUGCCCCCUGCCACUCCUGUAUCCUGCUUGAUGACUCCUCACUGCCCUUCUUCAUCCUCGCCAGCAUCCUGGGCAUCCUAGCUAGUGGAGCUUUCCUCUUCACACUUCUCAGACCUCUCUUCCACUGGCAGCUCUGCCCUGACCGGCCUAUCCUGGUACAGCUGGCUGUGGGCAGUGCCCUCUUCAGCAUUGUGGUGCCCAUUGUGGCACCAGGGCUAUCAGGAGUCUACAGCGCCCACUUGUGCCACCUGGCCCACUUGGUCUGGUAUAGCUCAGCCUUUGCCCUGGCUCUGCUGAUAGGGUGCCGUGCCUGUCUGGGCCCCAAACUGAGUGCAAGCCAAGUCCCAUGCCUUACCUUGGGGCUCACUGUGGGUCUCUGGGGAGUAGCUACUCUACUGGGGCUGCCUGUCCUGGCCAAUGAUGUGCCUCAUGGACGCUGCACCCUGACAUUCAGCCGGGGCCGAGGGGUUUUGCCAGCCAUACAUGCUGCAGCCUGUUUUUCCAUCUUUUUCUUGUUGCCACUGGGUUUGUUGGGAGCUAAGGGGCUAAAGAAGGCAUUGGGCAGGGGACCAUGUCCCUGGGUUGAUAUCCUGUGGGUCUGGUUCAUUUUCUGGUGGCCUCAUGGGCUGUUUCUGGGAUUAGACUUCCUGGUGAGGUCCAAGUCCUUGAAAUUGUCAACAUGUCUGGCCCAGCAGGCCCUGGACCUGCUGCUGGAACUGACAGAUGCCCUGGCAAUAUUGCACUGUGUGGCUACACCCCUCCUCCUAGCCCUGUUCUGCUACCAGGCCACUCGCACUGCCGCACCCUCCCUGCCUCUCUCAGCAAGAGAGUCUUCUCAUCUGGACACCAUUGGAGGCAAAUCUUCCCACCUGUCAAGCUGAAUUAAAGUCUAUGCUGCUUUUA
Equus quagga is the source of this 1242-nucleotide messenger RNA. It is a transcript of the gene ACKR1, whose product is annotated as atypical chemokine receptor 1 (Duffy blood group). Lineage: Eukaryota; Metazoa; Chordata; Mammalia; Perissodactyla; Equidae. Gene Ontology annotation, molecular function: C-C chemokine binding. Gene Ontology annotation, biological process: regulation of chemokine production; inflammatory response; chemokine-mediated signaling pathway. Gene Ontology annotation, cellular component: membrane. The coding region runs from base 126 to 1220 and encodes 364 amino acids. The record is from RefSeq and is a predicted model, not a curated record. The transcript has 2 exons.